Molecule: messenger RNA, 331 nt
Organism: Oppiella nova
Lineage: Eukaryota; Metazoa; Arthropoda; Arachnida; Sarcoptiformes; Oppiidae
Source: the annotation of a GenBank genome assembly
AACCACACGUCAUAUCAUAAUUGGUGUCCAUUUUGUUAAUUAAUUUAUUUCAUUAAGUGAUUGGAAGUGAUUAAGUGAUUGACAAACACUGGAAGACAUGUUGACAUUCACUAUCUUGGAGAGGAUCCGCUUCUACGAAGUGCUCGCAAUGAACUCAUUUCAGACACACUUAUCACCGUUGGAACCGAUCUUUAUGUUUGCAUCCAAUUUAGCUGAUCCAUCGAAUGGAUACAUACUCUACUUUGUCUUCGGCCUCCUAUUUAUCUCGCAUUCGGCGGGCUUUAAGAUAUUGUGGACAUCAGUGCUGAGCGAGUGGUUGAAUCUGAUGCUG